Molecule: messenger RNA, 1556 nt
Organism: Cyclopterus lumpus (lumpfish)
Lineage: Eukaryota; Metazoa; Chordata; Actinopteri; Perciformes; Cyclopteridae
Exons: 7
Coding region: 99-1448 (449 amino acids)
Source: RefSeq, a predicted model, not a curated record
ACCGGACCCUCUUCUACCGGACCUCCUUCUACCGGACCUCUUCUACCGGACCGCCUUCUACCGGACCUCUUCUACCGGACCUCCUUCUCCGGGACAACAUGUCUCUCCGCCGCCUCUGCGCUGCUCCGGGCCGGCUGUCUGUGUGCUGCUGGCUGCUGCUGGUAACUGGAACACUCGGUGUCAAAGUGUUCGUCAAGGAAGGGAGCGACGCCUCCUUACCUUGUUCCCUCACCGAGGACGUCACGGCCGCCCUGUUCGACUGGAGGAAGGUGGCUCACGGAGACCAGCAGCAGAAGGAGGUCUUCUUCCACCAGGCGGCUUCUCACUACAACAACGGCCUUCGUGGUCAGAACGAGGAGUUCAAAGGCCGAGUCUCGUUCUUUGAAGAUGAGCUGAAACACGGCAACGCCUCCAUCGUCAUCAGAAACGCCAAGAUGGCCGACGAUGGAAACUACACCUGUGCUUUUCCGCUUCUUCAGACGCCUCAAAUCUUCUACGUCGAGCUGGUCGUGGAUCUCCCCUUUAAAGACCGGUCAGCAGAAAGCUCAGUUGCGACUCCAGAGCCAUUCGUCAGGGCGCUGGAUGCUGGAGGGGACCGGUCCCUGUUGCACUGCGAGGUUCGAGGAGCGUCUCCAGAACCUAAAGUGGAGUGGCAGGACGGCCACGGGAACCCACUUCCUGCUGAGGCGCAGGUCUCGGAGACAGGAAGCGGCUACGACGUCACUGUCAACGUCACGGUGAACAAGACGGACCUCUAUCGCUGUGUGGUGGAGCAGGAAGCCAUCAAGCACCGGAUCGCCGCAGAGACCUUUGUGCACAUCUGUGAGAAAGCGUGCGAAGACUCGUCCAGUAAAGUGUCCGUCGGAUGGUCGGCUCUCACAUUUGCUUUUGGAGUUUUCAGUGUUCUUGCAGUUCAAACUCUGCUUGUCUUCGGGAAGUGCGUCACAAUACGCCGCAAUACCAGUCAUCGACAGCAGGAAAAUGAUCUGGAAAUCCAGGGAACCGGUCUGAAAAUCCAGGGAACCGGUCUGAAAAUCCAGGGAACCGGUCUGAAAAUCCAGGGAACCGGUCUGAAAAACAGUCUGGGAAACCAAGGAACCGGUCUGGGAAACGGUCUAGAACACCAGGGAACCGGUCUGGGAAACCAAGGAACCGGUCUGGGAAACGGUCUAGAACACCAGGGAACCGGUCUGGGAAACCAAGGAACCGAUCUGGGAAACGGUCUAGAACACCAGGGAACCGGUCUAGAACACCAAGGAACCGGUCUGGGAAACGGUCUAGAACACAAGGGAACCGGUCUGGAACAUCAGGGAACCGGUCUGGAACACCAGGGAACCGGUCUAGAACACCAGGGAACCGGUCUAGAACACAAGAGAAACGGUGUGAUUUACAAGAAGUUGAACGGUUCGGAUACCCAGGAUGACGGUUCUGUUGUUGUGGACUCGUGAAACGUUGGUCGCAGUCCGAGUACUGUUCCAAUUCAAAAGUCUGCUACGGUCCAAACGCCCGGACGGGUUUGGAUCCGCCAUUCAGUUUUCUAAAUAGCGUCGAUACCA